CACAGUUCUUAUGCUAUUUGUGUCAUCGUUGCUUAGCCAUGUCAGAUGACCUCAUCGCUGGCCUCAUUACAUCAAUUACCAGGGAAGGAUUUCUCCGGCAGCUGAGCAGACAGAACAAUUCUGAUGUAAUUCUUAUGCCCAGCCCGGAGUGCUUGAACGGGUGUGUCAGAACUGCUUUGUAGAUCGGUGGUGAUUGUUCACACAGGCACUCUGAACCUCAGGCAUCGCCCACUUAUUUUACUCCUUGGACUGAAUAUUUGGGGACCUCAGUAUCUGCUGAAAACUGGAAGCCUAUGAAGAUGGGGGCAAGUCCUGGUGCAGGAUACAGGAGAAAUAAACUGCAGGUGUUAUCUGACAACUGGAGAAGAAAGGUCAAGUGGUGUGAGGCUGGGGGAUUAGGUGAUAAUAUUCCCACUGGAACGGAGGACUACCCCAAGUCACUUCACUGAGAUAUCAAGAGAUGUAAAUCUGGCAAGGGUUAACUGGGCAGACCAGGGUUCCUCUGAGGCCCCAAGUGCUGUGAGAUCAUCCUCUGGGGUUCUCUAGAGGUAGGUAAAGGAUUGUGGACAAUCAGAGAUGCCUGGAAGCCACCUCAAGCACAUUAGGAGGUCCAAGGAGCUGUUUUCAUGAAAAAUCAAACAGAGAUGAUCUGGUUCUUCUUCCGCCCAUUCUCGUCUUGUUUUCAGGUGCAGAUGUUGAUUUUUGUGGCCGUCUUGGCUAUGUGCCUGACUAGCCUCACUGGGAAUGCCACCAUUGGGCUUGUGGUCCAAGCCAACCACUCACUCCACACUCCUAUGUACUUCUUUCUGGCCAAUUUGGCAGUUGUAGAGAUUUUCCAUACUUCAGCUAGUGCGCCAUUGGCCUUGGCCAACCUCCUGUCAAUGGGGAAAACCCCAAUUUCCCUCCCUGGGUGUGGUACACAGAUGUUCUUCUUUGUCUUCUUGGGUGGUGCUGACUCUGUGCUGUCAGCUGUCAUGGCCUUUGGUUACCCCCCGAGGUACACCCUCCGCAUGAGCCGGCACCUAUGUAGGCAGCUGACGGUGGGAUCUCUGGUGCUGGGCUUCAUGCUGUCCCUGCCCCUGACGAUGUUGGUUUUCCGGCUCCCAUUCUGCCACAGUAAUGAGAUCUACCACUUCUACUGUGACAUGCCUGCAGUCAUGUGCCUGGCCCGCACAGAUACACACACCCAUGAGACUGCUUUGUACGUCAUCAGCUUCAUCGUCCUGAUGAUUCCCCUCGUGUUCAUCUCCAUCUCUUACGUCUACAUUGUGGCAGCCAUCCUACAGAUCCAGUCAGCAGAAGGGCGCCGCAGAGCCUUCUCCACCUGUUCCUCCCAUAUCACCGUGGUCCUACUGCAGUACGGCUGUACUAGCUUCAUUUACUUAUCUCCUAGCUCCAGUUAUUCUCCCGAAAUGGGCCGAGUGGUGUCCGUGGUUUAUACCUUUAUCACCCCAAUCUUAAACCCUCUGAUUUACAGUAUGAGGAACAAGGAACUGAAAGAUGCCCUUCAGAGAACCCUGGGAAAGCUGUUGUAGAUGCAGUGUAAAUGAAUGAAACCAUACCCUUGGAAAACGAACCUGAAUCACCAGAGGGGAUAUGGUGGUAUGGGAACCAUUUCAUGUUGUUCAGUCAUGUCCAACUCUUCAUAACCCUGUGAACUGUGUGUCUAUG
Messenger RNA from Phascolarctos cinereus (koala), 1671 nucleotides. NCBI's taxonomy places the organism in Eukaryota, Metazoa, Chordata, Mammalia, Diprotodontia, Phascolarctidae. The record is from RefSeq and is a predicted model, not a curated record.